Messenger RNA from Closterium sp. NIES-67, 3164 nucleotides. The record is from the annotation of a GenBank genome assembly. Lineage: Eukaryota; Viridiplantae; Streptophyta; Zygnematophyceae; Desmidiales; Closteriaceae.
UUGCAGUCGAGUCUGGUUUUGUCAGAAGUGGAGUAGCUUUCUAUGUUCAGGAGGGGGUGGUGUGAUAGCAGUUCCAGCCAUGGCUUCCGUCAACACCUCCGCCUCACCUCGUCCGACCUGUAGUAGCCACGCUGCACAGAUGCUAUCGCGCAAGUCUUUUAGAAGAGACGAAGCAUCCCCUUUUCUGCUUCUGCCAGGAGAGGUCCAGUCUCAAAUACUGGACCUACUCGAUGGCGUCUCGCUCGCACGCCUCGCCUGCACUUGCGCAGCCGUGCGCCACGAGAUACUCUCCCCUGAUAACUCGCACGCCUCCGAUAGAUGGCACAGCCUCUGCAUGUCGCGUCUCGGCCCUUCCGUGUGCGCCCUGCAUCGCGCCUUCGCCAUGCACUGCCACGCGGAGGAGGCUACUGCGGAGCGGCUUCCCGUGCAACACCAGCGCGCCGACGAGCCCGGAGGUCCAUGGCGGCUGAGCGGGGCAUCCGCGGUCCAUCCGGCACGCGGCGACGGGAGCGUUUCGCGCCCGCAGUCAGGUCGGAUGCCGCUUGACGCGCGUGUGGGAGAGCGUGGGCGGCAGCAGCGGUGGCUGCUGGAAGGCGGAGACGACCGCGUGCAGGCGUGGUUCUGGCAUCGCGUGUUCGGCGCGAGCAUCAGAGCCGUCGAGCUGCAAUGGUGGCCUAAUGGCGGCGAGAUCUUUCGCCAGAGCCUGAUAGCCGCCCGGCGCAGCAAGCAGGCGGAGGGCGGGGCGGAGGUGUUCACGGCGCCGCUGCUGCCCAUGGCGGCGCCGCCGGUGGCGGGCGUGUGCCCAUACGACGAGACGGCGGUCAGCGCGCUGGAGUCGCUCGAGCGCACGGGGCAUUCCGCCACCGAGGUGGACACGUGGCAGAUCAUCGUUGGCGGGCUGAUGCGCAGCGGGCAGGCGGUGAUGGACGUGGUGCUAGUGGACACCGCCACCAUGGCCAUGCGCCAUCCGCACGUGGACGUCUUCUCCGCCGACUCCCCGCCGCUCCCCCGCUUCCGCCAUACCGCCGUGCUCGUGCGCGUGGUGGAGGCGUUCCGCCAUGGGUUCGCGGGGCCGUCGGACCCCGUGCUGUUCGUGUUCGGCGGGUACAACCUGCAGGGCGGCGUGUACGGCGCGGAGGAGUCGUUCUUCCUCGCCAUCACGGACGCCGGUCGCCGCGUCGUGUGGCGCAGAGCUACCGCUGCUGGCGUGCCGCCGUCGCCGCGCUUCCACCACACCAUGUGCUCCUUCGACCAUGGUGCCCAUGUUAUCGUCUACGGCGGCGAGGGCGCACAGCUCAACGACUGGGCGGAUGAGGCGGACGAGCAGCUGCGCGGAUGGGAUGCGACGGAGGGGGAAGCUGGGGAGGCGGAGCAUGUUCGGGACGAGGCUAGUCGGGGGCUCCGCGCGACGGGGCGGGAUGCGCAAGCGCACUCUCCGACCUCCACUGGGUCUCUCGGGCAUGAGCUUUUCGAGCGGCGGAGGCGCCAUCAAGCGCUGUCUGCGCAGCAAGGCCCGCCUUCCGCGGUGGGAUGGUGCGGCGGCGGGUCGAGCGGCAGCUCGAUCAACGGCUUCGCAACCGCGCUCUUGCGCACUCCUGGGGCGGUCGACGGUCCCUCGUUUGGUGCACAUGCGGAGCGUUUCGCGCGGAGUGGCGGGAGCGAGGGGCGGAGACAGUUGGAGGAUGAGGACGGGAGCGGGGGAGUCACUUGGGAUGGUAGUCAGUCGUCUUUGGGAGCUCACAGCAGCAGUUGCAGCACCGCGCUUAGUAGCGACAGCGGCAGCAGCAGCAGCUGCGCGUGCAGCAGUGGCAGCGCGAGUCUCGGCGGAGCGGCAUCCGCCUGCAGCUGCUGUUCCGCGGAUGAGUGCGAUCAGCGAGCGCGCGCAAGCGCUGGCUGCGAAGUGCGCGCGAUCCCCGCCGAUUCCGCCGCGCGCACGGAAACGUCUGGGCAAGCUGCGGGGAGCGGGGAUAGUGCUGGCGUGCGCGCGGGCGAAGUGGAGGGCGCGGUGGCGCACAGGGAAGGGGACGGGGGAACGGGCGCGUGGGGGGAGGACGAGGUGGAAGGAGACGCGGGGCGCGGGGAAAGGAACGAGCAGGCGGCGAGUGGGGGCGUUGGGGGGGCGGGCGGAGAGCAAGGGGAGCGCGCAGCGGUGGUGUAUGUGCUGGACGUGCGGCGCAUGGUGUGGCGGAGAGUGGCGACGAGGGGACGCGGGCCGGGCGUGCGGUUCCUGCACCACGCGUGCACGCACUCCAGGGAGCGGGAGCGAGGGCGGGAGCAGGAGCGGCUGGUGGUGUUUGGCGGGUACCGGGAGAAGCACGAGGAGAUGGAGGACAUGCAGGCCUUCACGCUGGACCUCUCCACCAUGACGUGGCACGCCCCUCCUCGCCUCCCUCCCUCGCGCGCUGCUCUUCUGCCGCUGCCGCGCAACCGCUCUGGAAUCACCAAGGUGGGUCCGGACCAGAUUGUGCUGGUGGAGGGCACCACUUACGGCACGCGCGACUACCUGUCGGACGUGUACCUCCUCAACCUGCGCUCCCUGCACUGGUCGCCUGUGCGCGUGCACGGAGCAGCCAUGGCAGGGCCCAGUGCGGGCCAUUCAGUGGAGGGGCUGCUGGUGUUGGGCGGCUGUGUGCUGGGCACGCUGGGUAUCCACCCCAUAUCGCGGGUCGACCCGCUGCUGCUCGGCAACUUUGGCACCCUUGCUCUGCCCCCUGCCACCGCGUGCUUGCCGUCCGUUGUGCUGGCGCCAGUGGCCAGUCUGCUUGUGGCUGCUGAUCCUGCACCAGCUGUGGUUGCUGACUCAGCAGCAGCUGCCGCAUGCGAUGGUGGCAGUGCCAACGGGCCGCUGGAUCUCAUUCUGAGAGUGAGGGACGUGAGGAACACGCUGGUGCGGCGGAGCGAUUGGGCUGAUGCGGGUAACGACGACUACGCACACAUGCCACCUUCCUAGCUGUAGCUCCCCGAGGUGUUUUUCACUUCACAGCAUCAUGUGUGGUCUGCUGUUGAAGUGGCUGGUUUUUGGCUGGGUUGAGGGCGUUUUUGCGGUCGUCUUUUUCUCCCGUGUGUUACAAUGCGAGUUCCUAAAGUUUAGUUCCAUCAAACGUUUCUACAUGCUGCAAGCAAUUGCCAUUUAUGUUCUGUUCAUGAGAACGGGUCGAAGAUAU